This is a messenger RNA of Penicillium egyptiacum, 1314 nucleotides long. NCBI's taxonomy places the organism in Eukaryota, Fungi, Ascomycota, Eurotiomycetes, Eurotiales, Aspergillaceae. The record is from the annotation of a GenBank genome assembly.
AUGGCCAAGCCGACAUUAGAAGGUCUCCCAACGGAGCUGCUCAUUCUUAUCUUGCUUGAAAUACCCGAUCUGGUUUCUCUCAAGUCUAUCGUGCUUUCAUCGCCAAUAUUUCACCAAGCCUACCUUACCGUGCGACUGGAAGCUCUCUCUGGCAUUGUCAAGGAUCAAUGGGGAGUGCUUCUGGGAGAUGCAAUUGCUGCUACACGGUCUCGUGGUCUCCAGUUCGCCAAUCACAAACAGGAAGCAAUUGCCAUAUUAGACACCUGGCGUCGCAAAGAAGAGAUCAGGGAUCUUGCGUUAGGCUCAUCCAUUCCGAUAGAUGAGCUCAACAACCUUGAAGAGAUUUUCAACCUAUUUUACCUUCACAAGGUGUUCCAUUUCUUUUUGCAAGAGUACGACAUGAAAGCACCGCGGCCCCCGUGGAUAUCAAAUGAUCAAUGGGAGCACUCAAUUCUCCCCAUGAAUUUGUCUGACACCGAAAAGCACCGAUUUAUCAGAGCUCUAUGUCGACUACAAAUUUACGCCAAUGUCUUUAGUGAGUAUGAGCAUACGACUAUGACUGCCGAGAACAAAUGGAAUAGUUGGGGGGGUUGUGGCAAAAAUGGCUCUCAUCAUCUUUAUAAAGAGGGAUAUCGUUUGUUCUUUGGAGCGAUGCCUCCUUGGGAAUUCCAAGAAAUAGGCUGUCUAUGGGCAUUCUUUACGACAAUGUUCGACCAUAUUUACAAGGAAAUUUCUGUGGGUCUACACGACCUCGUGGAGAAGCAUAUGACCACAGAUCCCGAAUAUGCAUGGCAACGUCCAUAUUUCGAACUUCUCCCUGAUGAUAUAAUGCCCCCUUGGUGGAAUGGGGUAGACAGACUCUCAAAUGUCGAGCUCAUUUGGAAAUUUUCAAAUUCGUUAGCUUUGCUGGGACCAGACUUUGUCUACCGCCUUCUUCAUGGAACACCCUUGAUUCAGCGCGAUAUGGUGAUGCUCAAUGGAAACGAAGACCUACUCCGCAUAUUCCCUGACAUGUAUUUGCAGGAAGAGUGGAUGGUGCCUUUUAUUUAUCCCGCAGAUCGACACGCAGUCCAAGAUUAUGAGCAGCUUUGGUCGACAUUGCCAUCCAUAGAGCAACCUAAUCUUGGGUGGAAACAGGUUCAUGUGAUGCCUGAAACACCCGAACAGACAUUUGAAGAAGCGAUUGAUGUCGAAUGUCCACGUAAAAGUGUAUGGCGAUGGGGUUACGCUAUAUUUGAUGAUGAAAGAUUGACGGCAUGGAAAGCGCCUUUGAUGGAAUUUCGUUUGGGCAACGAGCCCGAAUUUGCAGUUUGA